AAGUUACAUAAGCAGUACUGUAAAUGAGGUGCUGUUUUGAGGUGCUGUUUAAAGAAGCCAUUGCAUUGUAGAUUUUUUAAUAAAACAAUUUGUGUUAUAAGGUCAGAUAUUAUCUUUUGUAGCAAGUUAUCAAAAUGAGUAAUACCAGAAGAACAAAAUUAACAAGUGAUUCGGAUGACAGUACUGAAGAUCUGAUUAUUAAAGAUGACCCAUCACCUCAUGGGAUGUUAACUACUGAGCCCAGCCUUAACUAUGUUGUUGAAGUUCCUAAUUAUACAAGCAAAAAAAAGUGCCAGUCAGUAAACAAAACUCUUUUUUUAGUUGUACUUUUGUUGUUAUUGGUUUGCACGAUAUUUAUCUAUCUUUAUUUUCAUGAACGCCACAUGAACUCACACAUUACGAACAAGUAUUGCACCUCCGGAGGGUGUGUCGAAUCAGCAGCAUUUAUCCAAUCAUCAAUUAAAGAAACUGUAAAUCCUUGCAAAGAUUUUUAUCAAUUUGCAUGUGGAGGGUGGUUAUCAAAAAAUCCAAUACCUGACAAUAAAAUAAGGUGGUCAAUUGACUCUGUUCUUCAUAAUAAAAAUAUGCUAAUUCAACGAAGUAUUCUAGAGAAUGCUUCAGUGCAACAGAAUAUACUGGGAAGUGUUGCAGAACAUAACACAUACAAAUUGUACCAAAGUUGUAUGAAUAUGACACGUAUUAACAGAAUUGGCACACAACCAUUAACUAAGUUGUUAAAAGAAGCAAGACUGAAAAUAGAUCAAUCUGGAGAUAAAAGAAGCAAAAUACGAACAUUGAUGCAUAACGUAUACAAUUCUGCAAGCAUAACGUCAUUUUUUGAUGUCUCAGUGGGGAUUGAUGAUAAAAACUCAAAAGUGUAUGUAUUAAAGUUUUCUCAAGCUGGCUUGAGUCUUCCAAUGUUUCGAUACAAGAACAGCUCUGAUAUUGUUAUCAAGGCAUAUAAAGCAUAUUUGAUUCAAUUAUACUCAAGACUUAACCAGGAGUUGACGACAGAUAAAACAACAACCAUUGUUAAUGAUGUUUUAACUUUCGAAAGACAGUUAUAUAAGAUCUUUGUGCCUAUGGAGGAGAGGACUACCAUCGACAAGACAUACCACCGUUCAACAUUAGCUAAUCUGGAUAAAAUGGUUCCUAUGGUAGAUUGGACAGCGUUUAUGAAAUUCAUAUACAAAGAUACAUCUAUAAAAAUUAACUCAAGUGAAGUUAUUCUUAUUCCAACAUUGAAGUAUUUUCAAAAGCUUCAAGGCGUGUUAGAAAACACAUCAUUCAGUGUGAUCAAAAACCACGCUUUGCUUCAUGUUGCUGCUGCAUAUGCUGACUUACUGACUGAUGAUAUCAUUUUGCUGCAAAAGAACUUAAGCAUUGCAAAGUUUGGUGUUUAUGAAAAACUUCCUCGUUGGAAGAGAUGUUUGUUUGCAACAGAUAAUGGUCUAGGCAUGGCAUUAGGUGGUAUGUUUGUCAAAAAAGCAUUUGCGCAGAAGAGUAAAACAGAGGCAAACAGUAUGGUAAAAAGAGUACGUGAUGCAUUCACAGAAACACUUUCCAACCUCGAUUGGAUGGACAGUGUUACUCAGAAAGCUGCUAAAGCAAAAGCGCAAAUGAUUGCACAAAAAAUUGGCUAUCCACAUUACAUUUUGGACCCAAAGAAAUUGGAUGAACAUUAUAAGGGGGUGAACUUGAAUGCGAUGACAUAUUUUGAGAAUGUAUUACAACUCACGCGACAUCAUGCAGAAAAAGAUUUCUUCGUGCUGCGUGACAAGGUGAACAAGAUGAAAUGGUUCAUGACACCACCGACAAUAAAUGCAUACUACAGUCCAAGCAACAACCAGAUAGUAUUUCCAGCUGGUAUUCUUCAACCACCUUAUUUUAAAGCUGAUUAUCCAAAGGUGGUCAACUACGGAGGCAUGGGUUCGGUUAUUGGUCAUGAAAUAACUCAUGGUUUUGACAAUGAUGGUCGAUUGUAUGACAAGUUUGGUAAUUAUCAUGGUAUAAACAAUUCUUGGUGGACAAAGUCGUCCGUUGAUGGAUUCGAAAAGAAGAAGAAAUGUUUUGUGGAUCAAUAUCAAAACUUUAUUGUUGUUGAGGGAAAACAUAUUAAAGGUAAUGUUACACUUGGGGAGAAUAUUGCCGACAACGGAGGUUUGAAAGCGUCGUAUAAGGCGUAUAAAACUUGGGUAAAGGAAAAUGGUGAAGAAGCUUUACUUCCUGGUUUGAAGAGGUCAAAUGAUCAAGUCUUUUUUAUAGCUUUCGCGCAAGUAAGAUUUUUACAUGUUUUUGUUUAUGUAAGUAUUUUGUUAGUAUUUAUCAACUAUAUUAUUUUUGUAUGUGUCAUAACUGAUUUCAUUUUUAUGGACCUUUUGCUGGAUUUAUUUUGUGAUUCAAUGCUAAAAUAUUUUGUGUUUUACGAGAUUUAUAUUCAUUAUUCUGAUAUUUAACAAAACAUUUUGCGA
Molecule: messenger RNA, 2471 nt
Organism: Hydractinia symbiolongicarpus
Lineage: Eukaryota; Metazoa; Cnidaria; Hydrozoa; Anthoathecata; Hydractiniidae
Product: endothelin-converting enzyme homolog
Exons: 11
Coding region: 135-2456 (773 amino acids)
Biological process (GO): protein processing
Cellular component (GO): plasma membrane
Molecular function (GO): metalloendopeptidase activity
Source: RefSeq, a predicted model, not a curated record